AUGAGACAACUUCGUGGCAGAACGUUGAGAUAUGUGAAGGUAGCUUGCUUCCUUCUGUUUUUGAUUUUCAUUAUCUGGUACACAGUGAGUGCACUGAAAAAGAAGGUAACGCCUUUAUACGCUAGUGGAGUGGUGGAACAGCGAGUUGGAGAUCUCCAGUAUGAUUUUUCCACUGGAAUGUUCAUGUACAACACCGGCAAAAGCACAUAUCUGCAGGGUAUCGUAUCCGAGACUCUUAGGUCGACAUUCACAGUGGCCUGUAAACCAGAACAGAACAAAGCGACAAGCAUGUGUCUACACUGGGUCAGAUAUGCCAAACUAGAGAUAUUAAAAACAGACAGCUGCCAUCAUGUGAAGUGGACUCCAACUAGUCGUGACUUUAUUCCGCAUGACUGCUUUUCUAUGAGGAGUGCACAUUGGUAUGGGGGUGCUGAACUUUAUGACCAAACGUGGCCCCUUGAAACUGCGGAUGUUCCAAUGCAGCCAUAUUUAUCAAAUGAUAUUUUGUUCCGAUCAAACACAGAGAAAAACAGAGGCAAAAACAUAUUUGGAAAUGUUGUAGAUAGAUUUUGGAUAAAUUCAAAUGGUGUUGGUAUUGUAGUCAACAGUGAGGUACCUCUAUUUGUAAGUGUUAAUGAAAGUAAAAGUAACUUACUGUGUUUCAGUGCUGAUUACACAAAUUCUCCCUACCCAAACCCUGACAGUAAAACACCAGUGCUGGAGUAUAGUGUAUGCAAGGAGGACAGCAUUAGUAAGAUACAUAAACUUCUACAGAAGAAGUAUUUCCACAUACCAUUAGGUCUACCAGACAAAAGCUUGAUGCAGGGCAUUGUAUGGUCUACAUGGGGCAGAUUUAAACCAAAUCUCACACAGUCACUGUUGUUGGCACAUGCUAAAAAUAUCAGUGAUCAAAUCAGUCCUCACAAACUGCAGUCUAACUUUAUAGAAAUUGAUGAUAAAUAUUCUACUAGAUUUGGUGACUUUAACUUUGAUGAAGCUGCUUUUAGAAACUCUCAUCAAAUGAUUAGUUAUUUAAAAGAAUAUAAAUUUGAUGUCAUUGUAUCAAUGACACCAUUUGUGAGUGUUGAAUCUAAAGCAUUCAAAAAUAAAGCGGACUUACUCAUUUCUGAUGUUGAGGAGCGUAGUCCGUCCUUAAUGAAAUGGUAUAGUGGUCUGAUGGGUGUAGUGGAUGUUACACGAAAAGCUGCUGUUACUUGGUAUAAUGAAAGAUUAGCCAACAUGAUCAAAGAUUAUGGUAUCAAAUCCUUCAAUUUCCAUGGCUGUGAAUCCAACUUUUUACCCAAAGUUCAUAAAACAUAUCGUGUGCUCGCCAAUCCUGGAACAUUUACAACAGAGUUUGUUUCCCAGAUCAGUUCCAGUGUAGGAGGUCUGGUUCAGGUAAGCUGUGGGUAUCGCACCCAGCAGUAUCCAGUCUACACAAAGUCAUCACGAAAAGAGUCUCAUUGGUCCCAUCAAAAUGGCCUACGGAGUGUAAUACCCUCCAUUCUGACCCUUGGUAUCCUUGGCUAUCAGUUUGUGGUACCAGACAUCAUUGGCGGGACAACCUAUGGUGUGAAUGGUUCAUUAGCUUUGUCCAGGCCUGAACCAGAACUUUACAUUCGCUGGAUGCAGCUUUCAGCUUUUAUGCCUGUCAUGAAGUUUGCCUUCACUCCAUGGGAUUAUGACAAAGAUGUUGUAGAUAUAUUCAACAACUUGAUUAAGUUACGGAAAGAGAAAAUCAUCCCUUUACUUCAGAAGGCGAUGCGGGAAGCUGAGAUGACAGGAGCCCCAAUUAUCCGUCCAAUUUGGUGGGGCUCUCCAAAGGAUGAACAAGCCUUUUUGGUGGACUCAGAAUUUUUAGUUGGAGAUUCCAUUUUGGUAGCACCAAUAUUGAAGAAAGAUGUUAAGGAAAGAGACAUCUACCUCCCAGAAGGUGAUUGGCAUGAUCAAAUUUAUGAUCAACAUGAACAAGGAAAACAGUGGUUAAGGGCACACAAGGUCAAACUCACAGAAAUAGCAUACUUCACGAGGACUCACAUUCUCAGCUAAAUCAACAGAAAAAUAGUGUCAUAUAAACUCCUGGAAAUAGCAUCCUUCACGAGGACUCACAUUCUCAGCUAAACUUACAGAAAAAUAGUGUCAGAUAAAC
This is a messenger RNA of Ylistrum balloti, 2149 nucleotides long. Its product is annotated as myogenesis-regulating glycosidase-like. The transcript is spliced from 3 exons. Bases 1 to 2049 code for a protein of 682 amino acids. Gene Ontology annotation, molecular function: hydrolase activity, hydrolyzing O-glycosyl compounds. Gene Ontology annotation, biological process: carbohydrate metabolic process. The record is from RefSeq and is a predicted model, not a curated record. NCBI's taxonomy places the organism in Eukaryota, Metazoa, Mollusca, Bivalvia, Pectinida, Pectinidae.